Molecule: messenger RNA, 1605 nt
Organism: Saccharomyces mikatae IFO 1815
Lineage: Eukaryota; Fungi; Ascomycota; Saccharomycetes; Saccharomycetales; Saccharomycetaceae
Gene: DPH2
Product: 2-(3-amino-3-carboxypropyl)histidine synthase
Exons: 1
Coding region: 1-1605 (534 amino acids)
Biological process (GO): protein histidyl modification to diphthamide
Molecular function (GO): 2-(3-amino-3-carboxypropyl)histidine synthase activity
Source: RefSeq, a predicted model, not a curated record
AUGGAAGUUGCACCGGCAUUGUCGACUACUCAGUCGGAUAUUACAUUUCAGAAGGUAGACGGGCGCGAAAUUGAUAGGUCUUCGUAUUUGGGCCCCGAUUACAAUAGCGAUGAGCUCAUGCAACUUGUCUCAACUUAUUAUAAUGUCGAGGCUCUUGUGGAAUACUUGAAACAACACCAGGGGUACCAAAGUGUAACUCUGCAAUUUCCUGAUGAUCUGAUCAAAGACUCUUCGAUGAUCAUAAGGUCGCUGCAAUCGAGAUUUGACAACGAGACAACUAAGUUUUGGGUUUUAGCGGACACAGCGUACAGUGCAUGCUGUGUAGACGAGGUUGCUGCUGAACACGUUCACGCAAACGUGGUUGUCCAUUUUGGUGAUGCGUGUUUGAACGCUAUCCAAAACUUGCCCGUGGUUUACUCGUUCGGAACUCCAUUUUUGGAUUUACCAUUAGUGGUGGAGAACUUCCAGAGGGCAUUUCCGGAUCUUUCCUCAAAAAUAUGUUUGAUGGCAAACGCUCCAUUUUCUAAGCAUCUAGCAAAGCUGUACAGUAUUUUAAAGUGCGAUCUACACUACAAAAAUAUCAUAUAUUCUCAAAUAAACACUCGUAUGGCAGAGGAUGAGUGCGUAACUAUACUUGAUACCUUCCAUGUUCCUGAAGAUGUAGUUCAAGUAGGUACAUUUGGAAGCAAUAGCGUCCUAUUUGGACAAUAUGGAAAAACCGAAAGCAUCGUGUCCGAAGAGUACCAUCUUUUCCAUUUGACCACUCCGCAGGAACCCAGAUUACUGUAUCUAUCCACAAUGUUCGAAUCAAUUCAUAUCUUCGAUCCAGCCUUAUCUGGUCUGGUUACAGGACCCUUUCCCUCUCUAAUGAGGCGUUACAAGUACAUGCAUGUAGCAAGGACAGCGGGUUGCAUAGGUAUCCUGGUUAACACACUGUCGCUACGCAACACCAGAGAAACCAUUAAUGAACUGGUUAAACUUAUCAAAGCUCGUGAGAAGAAGCAUUACUUGUUCGUUGUUGGGAAGCCAAACGUGGCCAAACUGGCCAACUUUGAAGACAUUGAUAUUUGGUGCAUCCUCGGUUGUAGUCAAAGUGGUAUUAUCGUUGACCAAUUCAACGAGUUUUACAAGCCUAUCAUUACACCCUACGAACUGAACUUGGCUUUGAGUGAAGAGGUCACUUGGACCGGAAAAUGGGUUGUGGACUUUAAAGACGCCAUUGAUGAAAUUGAGCAGAAUUUGGAUGGAGACGAAGUCGUUUCUGCUAGUGCUGCUGCCGAUGAGCCAGAGUUUGAUGUAGUUACAGGAAGAUAUACUAGCAUGUCAAGACCACUGCGAGCGCUAACGCACGUGGAGUUGGAGACGGCUGACGACAACGAUUCCAAACAACUAACUACAAAACAUACCGCUUCAGGUGCUGUCAUCAAAGGCACUGUCUCUACUUCAGCAUCUGCACUACAAAAUCGUUCGUGGAAGGGUCUGGGAAGUGACUUCGACUCCAUUGAGGUUGAUGAUACUGGCGCCGAUAUAGAAGAAGGUAUUUCUGGAGUUGCACGUGGAUAUGGGUUCGAUCGCGAAGACGCUAUAAACAAGGCGAACAAGUAA